AGGAUUGAGGAUAUUCGGUUCACCGUCGGGGCUGUACGUGUCAGCUCCAACAUGGCGGAAGAGAGAGACGAUGUAAGCCGGCUUGACGUGGCCGUGGACGAACUGUCGCUCGCGGAGAAGGAGAACGGUUCUCCCGAGGGGGAAGAGGUGACUGCGAACGGAGGCGAAGACGGUGGUUUAUUUGAGGAGAAGUGGGGUUUCCCGACAGAGGAACUGUACAAGCUCGCUCUUACAUUUUUCAAAGAAAAAGAAGGCAAGGCAGUCCACCUGACGUAUGGAGACAAGCUGAAGCUAGUGGCCUACACCAAGCAGGUACAAGUGGGGCCGUAUGACGCCGAAAAAAUGCCUCCAGUUGGUUACUUCGACGUCAUUGGUAACGAUCGCAGGAAAGAAUGGCAGGCCCUAGGAGACAUGGAGAGGCACCGGGCCAUGUGUGAGUUCUGUCUGCUGCUGGACAACCUCUGUCCAACAUUCCAGCCCUACGUGGAGGCUCACAGAAGGGACUUGGAGGAGAAAGAGAGGCUCAAGCGAGAGGAAGAAGAACGACUACAGCGCGAGGCGGAGGAGAGAGAACGCCAGCGUCUCGAAGAAGAAGCUCGGAAGAUGCAAGAAGACGAGAGAAUACGACAAGAACAACAGAAAUUAGCCAUCAUGAAUGUACUGAACCAGCAGACAGCAGCACAGUUCCAGCAGUAUGCAGCACAACAGUUCCCGGGGAACCCUGAGCAGCAACAGUUAUUGAUACGGCAGCUGCAGGAGGAGCACUAUCAGCAGUACAUGCAGCAGGUGUACCAACAGCAGAUGCAGCAGCUGCAACAACAGCACCUGCAACAACAACAACAACAGGCCCCGCCCCUCAACAAUCACGUGGACGUGGAGGCAGGUCAGGGGUCAGCCGCGGCGCCGACGCUCGACUCUACAGGUGACGGCGAAGAAAAGAUAGUAGAAAAUGGGCCGGAAGAGGAGUACCCCAGCAUCGCGGCCCCCUCCAUGUGGACCAGGCCACAGAUCCAGGAGUUCAAGGAGCAGAUCAGGAAGGACAAGGACUCGGUCAUCACGGUGGGGCGGGGGGAGGUGGUCACCGUCAGGGUCCCCACCCACGAGGACGGUGCCUACCUGUUCUGGGAGUUUGCCACGGACAGUUAUGACAUUGGGUUCGGGGUGUACUUUGAGUGGACGAUAGCGCCCAGUAACGCGGUGAGCGUGCACGUGAGCGAGUCCAGUGACGAGGAUGAUGAGGAAGAGGAUGUGGAGGGCGAAGGCGAGGAAGGCCAGGAUGUAGAGAAAGGUGCACGUAGCGACCGGCCGCCGACGGACGAGAUUGUGCCUAUCUAUCGCAGAGACUGUCACGUGGAGGUGUACGCUGGUAGCCACAUGUACCCCGGGAGGGGGGUGUACCUCCUGAAAUUCGACAACUCUUACUCUUUAUGGCGAUCAAAAACAUUGUACUAUAGAGUUUACUACACUAGAUGAGUUAGUAGCCUAUAUUGGGUUUAUUACAGAAUACAAAUAUGAUUCUAAAAGAAAUUACAUUAUUACUUGCUAAUGAAGUUGAUCUUGUACAUUGUAUAGGUGUGAAUUGGAAGGUCAGGUGGAAUUAUUGUUUAGGUUAUGCUUUUCUUCUUUUGUGAACUAUGGCAGCAAAGAGUAUGGUAAUGUCACAUUUAAGCCCAAAGUUUGGCUUUCUAAGUUAGGGAACUGUUAGUACAUUUUCAUUUGUUUUGUCUUCAAUCUAUCUAUCUUAAUCAUGAGAUAAUGGGCAUCCUUGUUGUAACAUGGCCUAAGACAAGUGCUUUCCUACUGAGGUUUGUAUAUAGAGUAUUGCAGAUAUAUUGCUGUCGGAAAUGGCACGAUUUUCUACCUGCAGCGUCAUUUGUUGACCAUCUUUGCUAGCAACCCCUAGCCUGGUGUGGGCAGUACUUUAAAAGCUUGUCACUAACAUUUCCUGAUUACAUGUAGUCAAAACAGUAUGAGCAUACUAGACAUGUACAAAAUAUACUCCUGAAGACUCGGUCUGGGAGGGUAGUGAUUCGACUUCUGUGUUAGAGUCAUCAUGCAGGCCUGCAGCUUACCUACAUCAGGUGCAUGACAUCCUCCUACGUAGGGACAUCCAACGGCGAGACCGCCUGUCAGUGUCUGGAUGUAACCUGCUCUUUCAACCGUCACUCUUAGUUCCUGACGGCCCUAUAAAUAUUGAUAAGCUUAGCCUUAUAUAUGCGAGAUCUACCUAUACAUUCUCUUACACAGGGACAUCCAACGGCGAAACCGCCUGUCUGGAUGUAACCUGCUCUUUCAACAGUCACUCUUAGUUCUUGUUGACGUCCCCCCCCCCCCCAACCGGCUGACAGCCAAUCAGAGAAUAGGCCUAUUAGUUUUCAAAAAGGGUCUCGCAUAUAUAAGGGCAAGCUCAUUAAUAUUUAUAAGCAGGGCAGUCAGGAUCUAAGGGUGACAGUUGAGAAAGCAGAGUACAUCCAGACAGGCGGUUUCGCCGUUGGAUGUCCCUGCGUAGGAGGAUGGUGCAUGAGAGCUCGCGGCGCAGUGCAAGGGCGACGAGAGGUACCUGCACUGGAACGUCACUGGAACUUUAACUGUGCUGGAGUGCAAUUGGCCAGUCUACACUCAUCAUGGCCAGUGAGAGUCCACCAUGGCCACGUUUGAGACACAGUGCGUUUGAUGACGGGGCGGCAAACCUUUCAGACCCACAGCGAACGAAAUAGAGGCAUACUGGGACCUUUUCAAGCUGAAGGUCAAAACAUCGACCAGUUGUUUGACCAUGCGCACAUAAUCUUGAAGAGAAGCUGUCAAGCUUCCACUUCUUAGAAUCAUGCAAAUUAUUACGCAUGUAGCUUUGUGCUGCACAUACUUCAGAUUAGAAGUGUCUGUUGUUCAUGCAAUUACUAAUCUUAUGAUUGCUUGUAGUCAGGAACUGUAUUUUAGUGUCAUUUGGUAGUGUCAAAGUGUAAGCACUUUAAGACUGUUUUUUUUGGUAUCACAAUAAGAGAAAAAGUCUGGUUGUUUGGCUUUUACAUGAAGUAUUGUGCCCACAGUUUGUCCCAGUGCAAGUGUCUUUCCCAGAUGAAAAUGUAGAUAGCAGUAUUAAGGGUUUAAACUCAUGAAGCCAUGACAUAUCUGAUGUAUUUGUUCAUAGUAGUUAUGGGCAGACCUUUGAUAGUUUGAAUAGACUCUGACAAAUCUACAGAGCUUGGAUAAGUAUUUUGAAUGAAAACUACUCUGUGUUGGUACAUGUAGAAUCCAUAGUUUUUAUGUAUUACGUUAAGCUCCGUUUCAACAAAAAGAAAACACAAUACAUUUUCUUGCCGACCUUCAUCAGAUGUCUGACUCACUGCCCUGACUCCCAUGAAACCGGAAGUAUGAUGACAUCAGGAGUGAAUCAAAGGUGGCAGGACAACUAUUUUGUAAUGGGGCCCAUCACCCCUCUCUGAACAGUUAUGGUGGUAGCUUCCACUUUUGAUUCAUUCCUGAUGUCAUCAAGUUUCCAGAACGCUAGUGCAGUUAUGAUAAUCAGACAUCUGGUGAGAUCAACUGAAAGUCUAUGUUUCCUUUGUGUUGGGACAAUGCUCAAAUUGUACAACUAAAGAGUUAUCUUUGACUGUUAUACAAGUGCACCACAACUACUGAUUACUGUGCAAUGUACUGUGUGGCCUCCACUUGGGUUAUGUGAUAUCAUUUCCACAAGGAAAGAAAGCAUUUUCUGCUUGAGAAGUUUUGAAACUUUCAACAUCUUAAAGAUGUUUUCGCCACACUGAUAGGUAAAUAUAGUACAAUAAAGACCACAAUUUAUACUUGAAAA
Molecule: messenger RNA, 3811 nt
Organism: Branchiostoma floridae (Florida lancelet)
Lineage: Eukaryota; Metazoa; Chordata; Leptocardii; Amphioxiformes; Branchiostomatidae
Product: Golgi resident protein GCP60-like
Exons: 8
Coding region: 52-1473 (473 amino acids)
Cellular component (GO): Golgi membrane
Molecular function (GO): fatty-acyl-CoA binding
Source: RefSeq, a predicted model, not a curated record